Silurus meridionalis is the source of this 2296-nucleotide messenger RNA. RefSeq names its product sodium- and chloride-dependent GABA transporter 2-like. The record is from RefSeq and is a predicted model, not a curated record. Gene Ontology annotation, cellular component: membrane. Bases 379 to 2202 code for a protein of 607 amino acids. The transcript has 14 exons. Gene Ontology annotation, biological process: sodium ion transmembrane transport. NCBI's taxonomy places the organism in Eukaryota, Metazoa, Chordata, Actinopteri, Siluriformes, Siluridae.
UUACCAAGCACAAGUUGAUAAUGUGCAUGUGAUCAGAUGUACUGGAGCACAAAGUUAUGGUAUGUGAUGUGAAUUAUGUGUAGGCCUUGUUAAAAAGAUACGUCUUUAAUCUGCACUUAAACUGGGAGAGUGUGUAUUGUGUAAUUUUGUAAUAUUGUGUCAGGGAAAACAAAAUAAUAAAAACAAAUAUGAGCAGUAAUGAGGCGCACUUGACAACAAACAACAACGACAACAAAAGUUUAAAGGUGAGACACAGAAAAGCCAGCACUUCAAUGUUGGUGCUUACAAAGUAUAAAAGACAAACAUUGUGAUUUUACAUUCAUUCAUUUAUUUUUCACAUUUUUUUCCUUGGGAUAGUGAUGUAGACAUUUAAUGUAGAUGCAUUUACUUCUUUUCAGUCAAAUGGCGAUACAUAAUGAUCUAGAGGUGGACCUCUCUUCUCCAGAGUCAAACUCAGAAAAGAUUAAUACAAAAGCCAAAACUAAGAAGAGAGGCCAGUGGUCAAGUAAAGCUGAAUUCCUUCUAGCUGUUGCUGGACAAAUCAUUGGCCUAGGGAAUGUGUGGAGGUUUCCUUACUUGUGCUACAAGAAUGGAGGUGGAGUGUUUUUAAUACCAUAUUUCAUAUUCCUGUUUGCUUGUGGCAUUCCACUGUUUGUCCUGGAGGUAUCACUGGGUCAGUACACCAGUCAGGGCAGCAUCACCUGCUGGAGAAAAAUCUGCCCUUUGUUUCAAGGUGUAGGUUAUGGAAACCUUUUGGUCCUGCUAUAUGCCAACAUAUACUACAUUAUCAUUAUGGCCUGGGCUUUCUUCUAUCUAUUUUACUCUUUCAGUUCUGAGCUGCCAUGGGCUAGCUGCAGUAAUUCCUGGAACACUGACACCUGUUUUGAAUUUGAUAAAAAGGAUAAUUUUAGCAACUCAAGUAUACCAGAGAAUGUAACUUCUCCUGUUAAUGAGUUCUGGGAGAGGAGAGUGUUAAAUCUCACAGGUAGUGUGAAUGAGCUGGGCAGUGUGAGAUGGGAGCUGGCUGUGUGUCUUCUUUUGGCUUGGAUCAUCUGCUACUUCUGUGUGUGGAAGGGAGUGAAAUCAACAGGCAAGGUGGUCUAUUUCACUGCAACGUUUCCUUAUGUGAUGUUGCUGGUACUGUUGGUGCGUGGACUCACAUUACCUGGGGCCUCUGAUGGCAUCAAAUUUUACCUUUACCCCGAUUUUACACGUCUCACAGACCCACAGGUGUGGAUGGAUGCUGGAACUCAAAUUUUUUAUUCCUUUGCUCUCUGCAUGGGCUGCCUUGUUGCUCUCGGAAGCUACAACAAGUACAACAACAACUGCUACAAGGACAGUAUCUACCUUUGCCUGUUGAACAGUGGGACCAGUUUGGUUUCUGGCUUUGCCAUUUUCUCUGUGCUGGGCUACAUGGCAUAUGAGCAGGGGUCAGACAUCUCAACAGUGGCAGAGUCAGGUCCGGGGUUGGCCUUUAUUGCAUACCCAAGGGCGGUUGCUAUGAUGCCUGUUCCACAGCUAUGGGCCAUUUUUUUCUUUAUAAUGAUUCUUCUUUUGGGCUUGGACUCUGAGUUUGUGGAUUUGGAGGCAAUAAUGACAAUUAUAACAGACCUGUACCCUUCUUACUUACUAAUUGGUUAUCGGCGUGAACUCACCCUGCUCUUAAUCUGUGUUGGGAGUUUCCUCAUUGGCCUAGUUAUGGUAUCAGAGGGUGGCUUAUACAUUUUUCUGUUGUUUGAUUACUACUGCUGCAGUGGGAUGACAAUUCUGUUAUUUGCCAUUAUGCAGUCAGUGUGUAUAGGGUGGGUGUAUGGUGCUAAUCGCCUAUAUGAUAAUAUCGAAGACAUGAUUGGCUAUCGACCUUUGUUCUUGAUAAAGUACUCUUGGAAAUACAUCACUCCUCUAGUCUGCACUGGUACAUUUGUCUUCUAUCUGGUCAACUUCACACCUCUGAAGUUUAACAAUGUAACUGAAUACCCCUGGUGGGGCUAUGCUAUUGGAUGGUUCUUUACACUAUCUUCAACACUAUUAGUUCCUCUUUGGAUGAUCUAUGCUCUUCUCACUUCCAGUGGCUCUUUAAGAAAGAGAUUACAUGACCUCUGCACCCCAGACGAAACCCUUCCUCUAAACUCAAGCAAAAGAAUAAAUGUUUCAACUUUUAUGACUUUUACAGCUGUAUCACAAGAGCAAGAACAUCCUUGAAACAAAAGCAUGUUGUUACACACUUGAAUUGUUGUUCCAUGCAAAAAAUUUUUUAUCUAAAACAUUACAGUAUUUCUAAUAUCUAUGUGUUCAC